Cyprinus carpio (common carp) is the source of this 2022-nucleotide messenger RNA. It is a transcript of the gene rmdn3, whose product is annotated as regulator of microtubule dynamics 3. Gene Ontology annotation, molecular function: microtubule binding. Lineage: Eukaryota; Metazoa; Chordata; Actinopteri; Cypriniformes; Cyprinidae. Gene Ontology annotation, cellular component: mitotic spindle pole; cytoplasm; spindle microtubule. The record is from RefSeq and is a predicted model, not a curated record.
UCCUCCAGUCCGCCAGGGAGCGGUAACGCGCACGCACAGACACACGCGCUCUCUCACGCAGAAACACGCAAGACAUCAACUGUCAAACGGCGUGAGUUUGAUGAAAUUUCGUCUUUAAAUAAACGAUCGAGAGUGAGAGGAUGAGCUGGAGCUGUGUUAUCAUCUAUAAACCAUGAGAAUAAAGAGGAAUAACGUGACGGCGAGUUAGAUCCGCUCGAGAGAAACGCAGAUGUACUGAUAGCGGAGGAUUCAGGGGGAUUUUACGGGCGGUAAACGAUGAGCUGGCUCGGCAGAAACGCAGUGAUCGGUCUCGGUGUCGGUGUGACGAUCAGCACCGGCCUGGUCGCGUUAUUGAUCAUUAAAGAAGCCCUCAGGAGGAGAAACCGCCGUCGCCUGCUGCUGCACAACACGAGCUCCGCGUUACAGACCGAAACCGACGCUGCGGUGAGCGGUUUAUCCCCUGAGCAGCAGGUGGAGCUGAGGAAGACUCUGGAUGAGGUGAUGAAGAGCGUGUCCAGUCUGAGGAAUGAGAUCGCAGAGCUGCGGGACGGUCUGAGGGACAUCAGCACCAGCAUCGCUGAAGAUGUCAAGAAGACUGUGGAGGAGAGUCAGAGAUCGCGGCGGCGGCGCACGCUCAUGCUGAGGGAACGCUCUGAAUCCAUGAGCUCCAGCUCUAUUUACUUCACCGCCAGCGCCGGGGUCGCCAGUCUCUGUGACGACAGCGAGGUCGGGUACUCCACGGCCUAUUCCAACGCCGAGUCCGACUACACGGACAGAGAGACGGAUCGCGAGACGGAUAAAGAUGAUGAGGAUGACGGGAGGGACUCUGAGGAGGAGAGCUGCGCCACGGUGCUCACGCUGAGACAGGACGAGGAAGAGGACGAUGAAGAUGCCGGGCUGAUGGAGGACUGUUUAACAGAUAUUCCCAGCCCUGAACUCGCCCUCCUGCUCACCCAGUGUGAUCUGCUGCAUGCAGGGGAUUCUGGGAAAAAAGCAGAGGGCUUCCAGCUGCUGAUGGAGAACAGACCGCUGUAUGCUGAUAACGUGGAGUUCAUGUGGCGACUGGCCCGUGCCUGCAGUGAUAUGUGUGAGACGGCGGACAACAGAGAAGAAAAGAGAAACUACGCUGAGCAAGGUCAUUAUGAGGCAGAGGCAGCGCUGACGAGGAAUGGACUGAGCGCUGAUUGUCACAAGUGGUUUGCCAUCCUGGCGCGCGUGUCUUCACAGUACGAGAGCAUUCACGGAAAACUGAAAAGCGGUCGCGUCCUGAAGGAGCAUUUGGACCGAGCUUUGGCUCUACGUGAUGAUGAUCCCAUCUGUUUCUAUCUGCUCGGCCGCUGGUGUUUAGAGGUGAGCUCUCUGGGUUGGCUGGAGAGGAAAACUGCUGCCACGCUUUAUGAAACUCCUCCCACAUCCUCACUGAAUGAAGCUCUGGAGAACUUCCUCAAGGCAGAGGAGUUAAAUCCAGGCUUCUCCAAAACAGUCCGCCUCUAUAUCGCCAAGUGUCAUAAGGAGCUAGGAAACAUGUCAGAGGCCAGAAACUGGGUCCAAUUAGCUGUGAGCACACCAGCAGGAGCUAAUGAGGAUUCUGACAGCGCAGCUUUACAGGAGGAGCUGAAGGCUUUGAUUGACAGCACAACUGACCAAUCUAAGCAGUAGGAAUAAUUAGGAUGGGGUUUAAUGCUAACUGUCAUCUAAUGUUUUUAUGUUUUACCUGGUAUGUGCUCUAUUUAUUUAAUGUUGUUUGCAGAUGUGCAUUGUUAAAACAUUUCCAGUAACUAAAAACAAAACUAAAUAUUAUAUAUUAAAAGUUAUUAUUUUUCACAUCUUCUUCAUUAAACUGCAUUUCAUUCCUUACAAAAGAUGAAGGUAACUUGAUUAUUAAAUAUCAUUCCUAAUUUUUAUAUUUAAACAUGCUGUGAAAUUAAGCAUUUAAUUGUUUAAUCAAUUACAAAAUGACUGAUUUCGUUUUGACAUGAUGUGAAUUCCUGAAAUAUGACAAUAAAUGGCAUAAUUAUCUCA